Messenger RNA from Dreissena polymorpha, 444 nucleotides. RefSeq names its product piggyBac transposable element-derived protein 4-like. Bases 1 to 444 code for a protein of 147 amino acids. The record is from RefSeq and is a predicted model, not a curated record. NCBI's taxonomy places the organism in Eukaryota, Metazoa, Mollusca, Bivalvia, Myida, Dreissenidae. The transcript has a single exon.
AUGGGAGGUGUUGACGUGCAUGACCAGCUGCGUGCCAAGUACCCAUCAGGCAGGAAUUCUAAGAAAUGGUGGCGGUACCUCUUCUGGUUGCUACUGGAUUCGGCUAUUGUGAAUAGCUACGUCCUCUACAAGGAGUGGUCCACCAGGGAAACGAAGAAGAGGAGGUACACGCAUCUCGACUUCCAGAGGGAGCUAUUGAAGGAGCUUAUUGGUGGCUACCGGAGGCGCAAGCACAGCGAUAGGGAUGAUGCUGUGGACAGGCCAGCGUUGAUGCCCGUAGAGAACAUCGUAGGUCACAGAAAUGUUCGGCUAAAUGCGAAAAGGACAACAUGCAAGUACCACAAAACCAGGGUUGGGCACCGCAGUGACACUGUAUAUGGGUGCGAAGUCUGCAAUGUACACCUGUGUAAGGAGUGCCACGUGGCCUAUCAUCAGGCAGUGUAA